AUGUACGACCGUCUCAAACUCCUCGUCUUUGUGGUCUUUUUAUGCACGGGCGUGUACCCUUACCCUUUGCACAACGCCGACGAUCCGGACAAAACCAACGUCGCACCGCCCUUGCCGCCCCAGCCGCACCAUAAUGAUGAAACUGUCGGGACGAGCAACAACGACCAUGGUAACUUGAUCGCCCCGUCGGAUGCCGUUUCGCCACAGCAGCCCACCGUCAACAACGACGAUAGUUCACCAGCGACCGACCGUGAAGGACAGCAACACGAGGCCGCCGAGACCACUAUUCGAACCCCAGGGGGCAGAAACCAAGAUCGUGCGCGGAACGACGGUGCAGCAAAUGGCACCAAACCCGAAUUGAAUGAUGUGUUAUUCCGGUGUGUCUGCGUUCUUGCAGUCGUCGCUGUCUACCUAAUGCUUCGUGGCGUUAAUUGGAGGGAUGAGUGCUGUAGCCAAGGGAUGAAAAUUCGUCUUCGGCCGCUGAUCCUCAUCAGCAUCCUCUACAUCCAGCUCACCCGGAGCCCUACGCGGGCUGUCGAACACGGCGACGACGAGGCUGUGCCAGACGAGGCUUUCGGUGCUCCGCCAGACAGGAUUUCACCAGAACGCACACUUCCAAAGGACGGUCUGCGUUCAAGCACGGCCGACGAGGAAUCUCCUGAAGAUUCACCGCCAGUCAACGCUGCUACAGAACCUCAGAAGCCAGUCAUCGCCCCGCCAGAUGUUGUCCACCCCGGCGGUGAUGACUCCAAGGAGUCGCGGAGGACCGCUCGGUCCACACCGGACCCAGAGAGGCCAGAAGCCGUCGUCGCAACCGACGAGCCGUUCGAGCUCUGGGAGUGGCUGCGCGGACUUUGGGAAGCUUUGCUUUCGUGCCUAUCAUCAAGCCCCGACGUGAUGCCAACGGAGGCACCACCUGAGGAUCCAUCAUCUUUUACCCGAAUCCUGAACACCAUCAAGACGUCGGCCCCGUUCUGGCAGUGCAUUUCUGCCGUGCUCUUCUGCCUGUCGCUGUUUCUGUUCUACAAAAACGAUACAACCAACCGAGAGCUGCGUGCCAUCAAGGCUGAAGGCGCGUCGGCCAUUGAACUUCGUCGUGUCCGGGUCGGGUCUAACGUACCGGAUCCUGAUGAGGGCCUGCCGUUGACCAAUGAAUCUUCGACG
Molecule: messenger RNA, 1164 nt
Organism: Mesorhabditis spiculigera
Lineage: Eukaryota; Metazoa; Nematoda; Chromadorea; Rhabditida; Rhabditidae
Source: the annotation of a GenBank genome assembly